AUGGCAAUGCUUCUUUCCGUCCUCUGCAGCUUUUGCGUGGUCAGGACGGUGACGGCUGCCAGACGAGAAUCAUCUCGGCUCCAGGAACCCGACUUCGCGAUCAAGCCGGGGUACAAGUGCGAGCUGCAGGCAAAGGCGUGGUGCGCUCCUCCGGCAGUGAAUCCCGGCCAGCAGUAUCGCAAGAACGGAAAAGUGAUGUGCUGCAGCAAACUUGAGGCGACGGAGGCGGUGACGGCGGAGAGCCCAAUGGAGCGAGAAUCCCAGGAAGAUUCCACGGAGGUGACGCCAAAAGAGGAGACUACCACUGAGGCACCGCCGAAAGAGGAGACGACCACUGAGGCAGCUGUGGAGCCUGAGGAACCCGACUUCGCGAUCAAGCCGGGGUACAAGUGCGAGCUGCAGGCAAAGGCGUGGUGCAGCCCGCCGGCAGUGAAUCCCGGCCAGCAGUAUCGCAAGAACGGAAAAGUGAUGUGCUGCAGCAAACUUGAGGCGACGGAGGCUGGCGGCAUUCG
Symbiodinium sp. CCMP2592 is the source of this 512-nucleotide messenger RNA. Lineage: Eukaryota; Dinophyceae; Suessiales; Symbiodiniaceae. The record is from the annotation of a GenBank genome assembly.